AUGGUGCAACUACUGCACACUAAUGGGCAGUUCACUGAUCUGCCGCAUGAGGAUCCAACAAUUCACAUUCAGAAAUUCCCCGAGAUCAAUGAUACAUACACUCCAGCUGAAGUGAAUGUGGAUUAUGUGAGGCUCACUUUAUUCCCUUUUUUUCUGCUUGGGGAAACAAAAAGAUGGUUGAACUCAGAGCUCGCAAACUCAUUUACCACUUGGAAUGAUCUAGCACAAAAGUUCCUCAUCCAAUUUUUUCCAUCUGGAAAAACAGCUAAGUUGAGCAGUGACAUUUUGAGCUUUAGGCAGAAAGUGGGAGAAAACUUGUACCAAGCUUGGGACAGGUUUAAAUCGAUGUUGAUGAGCUGCCCUCAUCAUCACCAAUCUAAUGAGGUGUUGGUCCAUACCUUCAUUGAAGGAUUGGAGCCUAACACCAAGAUUCUACUUGAUUCAACUGCAGGUGGACAUGCUUUGGUGAAGACAUAUGCUGAACUAUUCACCUUGUUGAACAGGAUCUCUCAGGGAAACCCUAAAUGGAAUGGAGGAGGAAUGAAACCUGUGAUUCAAAAAACGGCGGGUAUGUUAGAGGUAGAUAUUGUGAUUGCCUUGACUGCACAGAUUGCUGCUAUGCAGAAUAUGAUGAACACUCACUUCAGCAAUUUAGCAUUGGGACAACAGCCCGCACAGGUAAAUGCAAUUCAACAACCACUAUCUUGGUGUGAGAUCUGCGGAGGUGGUGAUCAUAGUGCAGAGGUAUGUGGUGCAAACCCAGACUCUAUGAAUUUUGUAGGUAAUGCCCAACGAGGAGGAGGCCAAAAAAAUUAUGGGAACUCAUAUAACCCAAGUUGGCGCAACCACCCGAACUUUUCUUGGGGUGGAAAUCAAAAUCAGGGUCAAGGCCAGAAUCAGUAUAGACCCCAAGGAAAUACACAGGGGUACCAACAACAAGCCCAACGGGAGCAACCUAAACAACAAUCUGGAAACAUGAGCAUGGAGAAGAUGCUGAAAAAGAUUAUGGCUGAUCAAGCCCAAUUAGUUGCUGAUCUGGCUAGUGCCCAGAACUCACGACCACAAGGAGCUUUGCCGGGUAACACUGACCCAAAUCCCAAGCAAGUAAAUGCAGUAGGUACUCGCAUUGGUUUACAAUUGGAGGAGCUAGCUCCUAAGAAAAUAAACAAUGAUGCUGUGAAUAAAGAGAGUGAACCCAAGGAGGGCGAAGUUGUUGCACAAGAAGAAAGAGGUAGACCCAGGUAUGCGAAAUACGUGAAGGAGAUUGUGGUGAAUAAGAGGAGGCUGACAGAAUAUGAGACUGUUGCACUUACUGAAAAGUGCAGCUCCAGAAUCCAAAAUAAGUUGCCCACUAAAUUGAAAGAGCCAGGUAGCUUUACGUUGGGGUUGGGUAGUCCCAAACCUACUACCAUUAUCUUACAGUUGGUUGAUAGAUUUGUAGCUAGGCCUGAGGGUGUUGUAGAGGAUGUACCUUUCUUGGCUACUGGGAGGGCGAUGCUAGAUGUAGGAGCUGGGAAACUCACUAUGCGGGCCCAUGAUAAGGUGGAGGUUUUCGAUGUGUAUAAAGCUUUAAAACUGCCAGGUGUGUAUGAAGAGUUGUCUGCCAUAACUGUGAUAGAUCUUGAGGCAGAAGCUCGCUACAUUGCAUCUAAGGAUCCUCUAGAGCGAGUGUUAGUAGGGGAUGAUAUUUAUAGGGAUGCUGAGGCACAUGAAAUUGUGCAAUUUCUACAUGUGGCAUUUGUAGGUACAUCUGGAGAUCGAUGUGAGCCUGUAAAUAGGGUGUUGGGUCCUCCACCCAAGCCCUCCAUUGAAGAAGCACCCAAGCUGGAGUUAAAAGCAUUGCCAGCCCACCUCAGGUAUGCAUUUUGGGUGGAAGCCUCAUUAAUCAUCUUGAAAAAGAGGAAAGUAGCUUUAGGGUGGCAAAUGUCUGACAUCCAUGGUAUUAGUCCCGCGAUGUGCAUGCAUAAAAUAUACAUGGAGGAAGGGCAUAAGGCGAGUGCACAACAUCAGCGGAGAGUAAACCCAUUGAUGAAGGAUGUGGUGAGAAAAGAGGUAAUCAAGUGGCUGGAUGCAGGGUUUGUGUACCCAAUAUUGGACAGCAAAUGGGGUAUAAUUAGAUCAUCAUUGCACCAGAAGAUCAGGAGAAGACUACAUUCACUUGCCCAACUUCUCGGUGUUUGGUGA
Molecule: messenger RNA, 2184 nt
Organism: Solanum tuberosum (potato)
Lineage: Eukaryota; Viridiplantae; Streptophyta; Magnoliopsida; Solanales; Solanaceae
Exons: 7
Coding region: 1-2184 (727 amino acids)
Source: RefSeq, a predicted model, not a curated record